CCGCUGUAAGAGAAAAAGCUUAUUUUUGCGCCAAAGUUCCAACUUGGGAAAACAUUCUCUGACGCUUACCGAAAUAGUGGCCGUCCGAUUGACUCCGAUACGAUCCAACGACUGGUAUUGACUUAUGACUGACCGCUGCAAGAAGUUGACAGCAGCAUCUUCGUCCUUCUUCCUUUAAAUUAAGCUCAGAGCUAUCUCAGUCUCUUUUUCACAUAUACACGCAAAUUCUAGAACCUAUUUUUUGCUGUGCAUUUCUGGUGCUCUGCUUUCUGUAAGGGGUGAAUAUGGCUAACAGUGGUGGAGAAGGGAGUGGAAAGAAUUCAGGAUUUCCUCAUGUUGUCCUCAAUGAAAGAAUCCUUUCUUCAAUGUCACGGAGAUCGGUUGCUGCUCAUCCCUGGCAUGACUUAGAGAUUGGACCUGGUGCGCCAGCAGUUUUCAACGCUGUUGUUGAAAUUAGCAAAGGCAGCAAGGUUAAGUACGAGCUCGACAAGACAACUGGCCUCAUAAAAGUUGAUCGUGUUCUUUACUCAUCAGUUGUUUAUCCACACAACUAUGGUUUCAUUCCCCGAACCAUCUGUGAGGAUAGCGAUCCUAUGGAUGUACUGGUACUGAUGCAGGAGCCCGUCUUACCUGGUUCUUUUCUUCGUGCUCGUGCUAUCGGAUUAAUGCCCAUGAUUGAUCAAGGUGAAAAGGAUGACAAAAUUAUUGCAGUAUGUGCUGAUGACCCUGAGUUCCGCUACACCAAGGACAUCAAGGAUCUUCCUCCCCAUCGCCUUGCAGAAAUUCGUCGAUUCUUUGAGGACUACAAGAAGAAUGAGAACAAGGAAGUGGCUGUUGAAGACUUUCUACCUACUGAGGCUGCCAUCGAUGCCAUCAAAUACUCCAUGGACCUGUAUGCAUCUUACAUUGUGGAAAGCUUGAGGCAGUAGCUAACCUGGUGGCUAAUUAGUGAAAUGGCUGAAACCAUUUAAUAAUGUAGUGAGGCUUAAAGACUUCUUGCAGAAUGCCUCUGUAUACAAGUUCUUAUUCCUCAACUACCAAACCAUUUCUCUGGAUUUGAGUGGAGACGUUAUGCUGUACUUUUGAUCAUAUCUCUUCUAAAGACUUGUAUGUGUUGAUGCUCUUUGGAGUAGUUUCCAAGUAUUGGCUUCCUCGGUAGUGAGGAGAAUGCACUAUCGAAAUGGUACAAAUAAUUUCUUCCAUUUUGGAUGUAAAUGUUGCCUUUCCAAUAGUGUUUGGCUUCCUGGAAAACAUAUUAUGCUCAAUGAAUCUAGAUUGGGAUUGCAUAACUCAAAUAA
Molecule: messenger RNA, 1298 nt
Organism: Prunus mume (Japanese apricot)
Lineage: Eukaryota; Viridiplantae; Streptophyta; Magnoliopsida; Rosales; Rosaceae
Source: RefSeq, a predicted model, not a curated record